CCGCACGGAAGUACCAGAUGCUGCACUGGCAGGACUGCCUCCCUGUCCUCACCCUUUGUUGAUUAUAUUAGCUGACGGCAGUUUACUAUUUCAGGUCUAGCCUGCAUCGUUUUAAACUAAACCCCACUCUCCUCGCUGCCAGGGCAUGUUAUGGCUCCAGGGCAGAUUUAAAGUGACGCGUUUUGCUUCAUAUUCAUCCUAAAAUCGAUCGGGUUUCACCGGAUUGGCCGAGGCAAAUGCCACUCUAUGAACUGUUCCAGCGUGCAUGACUCUCGGUAUAAACAGCAUGGCCAUUGCACAUUCCAGCUGGUCUAAAUAUAUCUAUUAAGGCCACAAGAGGGGGAGGACUGUUGAAAGGGGUUUAUCCUGGGACGGUUCACUGUCGUGGUGGACUCGCACCACUUGAAUCACCUUCCUGAGAUUGACAAUCGUUUUUUUAGCACCUGCAGAGGAGAACUUGGCCCUAUUCAAACAUGCCAUCUAGUCACACUGUGAGAGCCAGGGCGAGGGAGAGAAACAGCGUCCUGAGCAGACCUGAGUUUCUGUCUCUGAACCAGCCCCUGCGCAGCGGCGGCGGGCCCCCUGAGAGCCGAGGGGGCGCGAGGAGACCCGGUCCGAUCAAGCACCAAACAAGCCAGCCGAGUGAGGAACCGGUCGAGCCCAGCAAGUUGCCCGAAGAAGACUGUAUGCUGCUGAACCCCUCUUUCAAGGGAAUCGCGAAGAACUCCCUCCUCGCCAUAGACAUCUGCCUGUCUAAGCGCAUGGGGGUUUGCGCGUACACGUACUCGUCCUGUGGAGGCUGCCGCUCCAUGGUGUCCCUAAUGUCGUUCACAGGCCACGGCAUCACGUGGAUCAUUGGCACUCUCCUGUGUCUCACGAGGAGUAACACUCUGGCAGGGCAGGAGGUCCUGGUCAACCUGCUGCUUGCCCUCAUUGUUGAUGUCCUGACUGUGGCUGGCGUCCAGAGACUGGUGAAGCGCAGAGGACCCUGGGAGAUGAUGCCGAGCUUGUUGGACUGCGUUGCCAUGGACCUCUACUCCUUCCCAGCUGCUCACGCUAGCCGGGCCGCCAUGGUUUCCAAGUUCCUGCUGUCUCACCUGGUCCUGGCUGUGCCGCUACGCAUCCUGCUCGUGCUGUGGGCCGUUCUGGUGGGCAUGUCCCGUGUGCUGCUGGGAAAACACCACCUAACUGAUAUGGUGUGCGGCUUCGCGCUGGGGUUGCUCCACUUCAGCUUGAUGGAGACAGUUUGGCUCUCAUCAAGCACCUGUCAGACUAUUAUUUCUAUCGGCACGUUCAGCUGGAGCCCUUUUUUCUGAGUUUUUGAUAUAAUUCUAUGCUAGCGCUCAAGGCUAAUUUGAUACACUAAUCUCACAGUUAUAAGGACUCAGGUGAAGUUUUUUUUGCAAGCUCCAAAGUUCUUAUCGCAGGGUGUGACCUGAACAUUUAGAUUUUUGGAAUCAAAGGCUGGCUUGCAUGUAACACCCAGGACAGGCAUGUCACAAAACUUCAUAAUGCUUUACAAAUCCUAGCAUCUUCAAUCAAACCUACUAAAACAAACUUAUAUAUCUGCUUAAUUUCAAAUAAGUCCUUAUAUUAAUGCAACAAUUCAUACUUUUUGACUGGUCAAAUUGCACAUGUAGGAUUUUCUUUCUCUUUCUUUUUUAUACUCAUGCAGUAUGAAAACUGGUAUAAUUGCAACUCUUUCUAUUCAACAAAUUCUCUCUUGAUUCUGUGUGCCUCUUCCUCUUUGCCAUUUUACUUCCUUUUACUUCCUCCUUCCCUGCUAUCUCUUUCUCUUUUCUCAAUUGUUCUUAAUAAUUGUGCUUUUAUUUUUGAAAUAGUGAUAUGCUUUAACCGUGUUGGACACUGAUUAGCUUGGUGUAAGACUUUAAUAUUGAAUGUAACAAUAACAUAUAUAAAGUGAUGGUUGUUUGGAUAUUUUGAUAAUUGUUUCUGAUUGGCAUGACUAUUGGAUUCUGUUUUAACUGAAUGUUGAUUCAACUAAUUUCGAUACCUCUGAAUUGAUCUGCUUGUGUAAAACGAAUGACACCAUUUUUGCAACUAUAACUUUUUACGUGCCAUUUAUGAUUUACUGAGUCUAACCCUCUUUUUGUUUCCUAGCAGAUAUGUUCUCACUUCUGUACCUCAGCUUAACACAUGCUAAUGCAGUGAUGCUAAUUAUAUGCCCAUAAAACUAAUGAAUUAACAGAUGUUCUCUCUUUUUCAAAUGUGUAUUUGUAUGGAUCCUUGAAUAAAACUUGCUGUUUUUUGUGAGAAACUUUUAAUUGGUUUGGUGUGUAAAUACAGUUUUGUCUUCAUUAGUUUGCUUUGUUCUGUACAGAGAUCUGUCCGGUUUUUACUUUGUACUUUUUCCAUCUCAUUAAUAAAACGAGGUGGGCUCUCA
Messenger RNA from Notothenia coriiceps (black rockcod), 2404 nucleotides. Its product is annotated as probable lipid phosphate phosphatase PPAPDC3. NCBI's taxonomy places the organism in Eukaryota, Metazoa, Chordata, Actinopteri, Perciformes, Nototheniidae. Gene Ontology annotation, cellular component: nuclear envelope. The record is from RefSeq and is a predicted model, not a curated record. Bases 474 to 1316 code for a protein of 280 amino acids. The transcript is spliced from 3 exons. Gene Ontology annotation, molecular function: sphingosine-1-phosphate phosphatase activity.